UUAAUUAUCGAAAGAAAUUGUUAAAAAAUGAAAAAUCUCACACUCAAAUAUCAUUACUCGAAGAGAUAUAAAGAGCAUGAAUGUAAACUUAUGACACAACAUGCUUUCAACGAAAAUAUUUCUUUUGUUUACGAUGGAAACAAUAAAAGUGUUAAUUUAUAUGAUCAUCAUUCUUGUGAAGUUAAAGAAUUGUUUAACUAUGAUGGCAUAAUUGCAAUGGAAUAUGUUCAGUUAAAUGACUGUCUAUGUCUGGCAACAGAUGAAGGCGAAAUCGUUCAAUACAAUUUCACAACAAAUGAUUAUGAAGUUGUCGGAAUGAUUCAAGAUGGUAUUGAAACAAUGAGUUGGAGUCCAGACCAAGAGCUUGUUGUCUUUGUUACAAAAUCCUGCAACGUCAUUCUCAUGUUUUCUACAUUUGAUGUUUUGGUUGAAUCAUCUUUGCAUGAAAAAGCAGCCAAAGAAUUCAUCACUGUUGGUUGGGGUAAGAAAGAAACACAAUUCCAUGGUUCAGUAGGAAAAGAUGCUCGAAAGAAACAAGAAAUUAACAUUGAGAUGAAUGAAGAUUUAGAUAAAACAAUUUCAUGUUGUUGGCGUGGUGAUGGAGAAUAUUUUGCUGUGAAUUAUGUUGGUGAAAACGGUCGAAUGUUUAAAGUCUACACUAAAGAAGGAGUUCCUACAUAUACCUCGGAAGUGUGUGCAAAACUUCAAGUACCAAUUGCGUGGAAACCAUCUGGAUUGUGGAUUGCAAAGCCUGAAAUUCAUCCAAAUAAAUAUUCGAUAACAUUAUUUGAAAGAAAUGGUCUUAAGCAUAACGAACUGAUUCUACCAUUCACUCAUGAAGACGAACAUGUUGUUAAUUUAUCAUGGAGUCAAGACUCAGAUAUUUUUCUAAUAGAAACUCUACGAAAUGAUAACAUUCGUGUUUUGUAUUUCUACACCAUUUGCAACUACCAUUGGUAUCUGAAGCAUACAAUCGAAUUCAAUUGCCAAGUUGCAUAUAACUGGAGUCAAAAUUUCAUUGAACCCAAAAAACUUUUCAUCAUGACAAACAAAGGAGAGUUUCAAGUUUUGAAAUUUGAUUUCAUUGUAAACCAUUCUAAGGGAAGAAGUGAAUCGGACGAAUCAAUUGUUGCUGUAAUUGAUGGACAUAAAUUGCUUUUGACAAACUUCAGAAGCCAAAUGGUUCCACCACCGAUGGCUAGUUUAGAAAUUGUUAUUGAUUCUCCUGUCAAUGUCGUCGACUUUCUUCAAUAUCCCGAUGAAAAUUACGACUCCAAUAGCUUUUUCACAAUGGAUUUAAAGAAUAAAGUGAAGAUUUAUCGAUGUGUGUUUGACAAUGUUAUUAAUGGGAAACGUUUGAAUAGCAUCGAGGAGGUGAAGGAAUUUAAAAUAGAAAUAAAAGAGUGUGGGACGUUGACAACUGGACUUUGGUUAAAUGAAAGUUUCAUGCUUUUUACAAAGGAAUUUAAAAUGUAUCUCUUUUCGCUCGAUUCACAUUCAAUUGUUGAAGAAGUCGUCAUGGAGAAAGUUAUCAAUAACAUGAUUGGCUUAGAUGAUAGAACUUUUAUUCUUCAACUAUGUGAUGGUUCACUUAUUGAAUUGUCACUCACAAAUGAACAUCAAUUGACAAUCAAUGAUGAACAUAUGGAAAAGUUGCCGGAGUUUUGUGAAUCAAUUGAAGCUACAAGAAUAAACGAUAAAGUUGCAGUUUUUGGAUUGAAAAAUAAUAAAAAGAAAUUAUAUUGGAAUUCAAAAGAGCUUGCAACUGAGGUGACGUCAUUUAAAAUCAGCAUUGACGAUGAUUAUCUCAUGUACACAACAAUCGGUGAGUUAAAAUUCUUGAAAAUAAAACACGAUGAAAUGGAACUUGUUGAUAGUAGAAAAGUUGAAAGAGGAAGUAAAAUAAUUCAACAGGUUAAAAAUAAAUCUCAGAUUAUUUUUCAACUUCCUCGAGGUAAUCUCGAAACAAUAUCACCGAGAAUUUUAUCUUUGAAGAUAAUAAAGUGUCACUUGAAACAGAAAGAAUAUAAACAAGCUUUUGAUUUACUUCGUAAAGAGAGAAUCAAUUUGAAUCUUCUUAUUGAUUUAAACCCACAACAAUUUCUCGACGACUUGGUGUUAUUUGUCAAGGCGAUUGAUAACAUUCAAUGGCUUAAUCUUUUCCUAACUGAACUGAAGGACGAAGACGUAACCGCAACAAUGUACAAAUUUUGUGAAAUCUCAAAUAUCGAUAAAGAAUUUGAUGUCAACAACUUCACAAUGACUAAUAAAGUCUCAUAUUUAUGCGAUAAAAUGUUGGAAAUAUUUCAACAAAUCGAUGCUAAAAAAUAUUUGUUGCCUUCAAUAACUUGUUAUGUGAAAAACCAACAAAUUGAAAAUGCCUUGCAGUUGAUAUGGGAAAUGAAGAAAUCGGGAAAAGCUGAUGAAGAUGCUGAUAAUGCUGUGAAAUAUCUUCUUUAUCUAAUCGACAUUAAUGUCCUUUAUAAUCUUGCUUUGGGAAUGUACGACUAUCAAUUGGUGUUGUUUGUUGCACAGAAGAGUCAAAAAGAUCCUAAAGAGUAUGUUCCAUUUUUAAAUGAAUUAAAUAAACUUCCAACAUCUUAUGCGAAAUAUAAAAUUGAUUGUCAUUUGAAACGUUUCCCGAAAGCUAUUAAACAUAUUGCAAAUCUUUGUAAUGGUGAUGAUGAUGAGAAGUUUAUUGAAUGUUUGGAACUGAUUAAAAAACAUCAACUUUAUUCAUCAGCGAUUGAAGCUUUUAAUGAUAAACCAGAUUGUUAUAAAAAGAUUUGCAUUCUCUAUGCAGAUCAUUUGAGAAUAAAAGGGAAAAUCUUAGAGUCGAGUUUACUUUACGAACGUGGUGGUGACAAUCAACAAGCUUUAGCUGGCGCCAGAAAUGUUCUCGAUUGGCAACGAUGUAUUGUGUUGGCGAUAAAAAGUGGAUAUAGUGCCACAGAAUUAAAUGAAUUGUCAUUAAAAUUAUCAAAUGCAUUGAGUGAUUCUGGUCGUCACAAAGAAGCCAGUGAUCUUGUUCGAAGAUACAUGCCUAAUGAUGUAGUUGCAUUAGUGAAACUUCUUAUUAAAGGUCGAUUUUAUUCGGACGCUAUCAUUGAAAUAACAUCAAGUGGUGAUAAUAAGAUGUUUGAAGACAUUGUUAUUCCUCAACUUUCAAGUCAUUUGAGUGAAGCAGUUAAGAUGGUUAACGACGACAAGCAGCUUUACAUUGAACAGAAGAAUCGUUUGUUGAAUGUUCGUGCAGAGAAAAUUCGACGACUUCAAGAUCCCAUUGGAGAUGACGAUGAAAUGUUCUCUGAUACUACAAGUAUGAUGUCAUCGUCAAUUAACUCCCAAAGCUCCAAGAGAACAUUCAAAAGCAGUAAAAAUAAAAGGAAACAUGAAAGAAAGUUGACAAAUUUAAAAGAGGGAAACAAAUUCGAAGACGUUGCUUUAGUUGAUUCACUUUGGAAAUUGGUACAUAAAAUAAUCAGCCUGGAAAAUCAGAAUGUUAUCAAGGAUUUGAUAAAGAACGCUGUUGUUUUGAGUCUUGAUAAUGAAGCAAGUUUGCUUCAGAAAUCAUUCAAAGAACUUUUACUUCUGCUUAAAACCACGAUGAAUGAAAUUUGGAUACCUGAAAUGCUUUCAGCUGGAAAAUAUCCUGAAACAGAAGAUGACAUGUUACAAUAUAACUUGGAUAACUCAAUGACGAAUAAAAUGUGCUACGAACUUAUUAAACCUGAACAGCGUUUCAAGCCCAGAUUAAAUGUCAUCGAGUUUGAGUUGGAACUUUGUAAGAAAAAUUAAAAUUUGACUACAAUUUUUCACAUCUUUACAUAACUGCAAGAAUUUUUCUUUUAAAAUAUUUUCAAUGUUUCAAAAUUAAUGUUAAAAAAUUUUCAUUAAUGGAUUUCUAAUCAAUAUUUAAAUAAAAAUUAAAACCUUUGAAACAUAA
Clunio marinus is the source of this 3946-nucleotide messenger RNA. The record is from the annotation of a GenBank genome assembly. Lineage: Eukaryota; Metazoa; Arthropoda; Insecta; Diptera; Chironomidae.